This is a messenger RNA of Penicillium daleae, 957 nucleotides long. RefSeq lists its product as uncharacterized. The coding region runs from base 1 to 957 and encodes 318 amino acids. The transcript has a single exon. The record is from RefSeq and is a predicted model, not a curated record. NCBI's taxonomy places the organism in Eukaryota, Fungi, Ascomycota, Eurotiomycetes, Eurotiales, Aspergillaceae.
AUGUCUCAGAACUCCCAGGUCACCGAGUCCUCCUCCGCCCACGCCUCUCCUCUUGCCCUCCUCUGGUCGUACGAAUUCCGGCGGCAGAAUGGCAUUCUCUCCUCCCGCCUGCUGGAUGUCAAAGACCAGCUUAACGAGCGUGCGCUGCUCACUGAGCUUCUCUCCAAAUUCCUCAAUGACCUCAUCGUCAUUGUUGCUUCCAUGGUGACUGUCCUCACCAGUCGCUCCGAGGGUGCUGAGUACCGCAUCCGCCUCCUGCACCGUCUCCUCGGCCAAGCCCUGGUACCUCUGUGCCAGUACGACGCCUACUUCAACCUGGGCAAUCAAGCUCUCAUUGAUUGCAUCACGCAGCUCGACGCCCUGUACAAGCAGCCUAUGUUUUCCUUGGACGGUGACGAGGUCGAUGCCGCAACCUCACUUUCGUCUGCUCUCAGCGCCGAUUCAGAUGCCACGCCUCAGUCACCUCAAUCUGCGGAGGGUGGCCGCGCUGAAUCCAGCACCGAAAGUGACCAGGACGAUGACCAAUUCUUGCCGGCCGACGCCCGUGAGGCUCUCGCCAUGAAGCUCGAUGCGGUCAUGCAUCAGGAAGGUCGUCCUCUCGAGGACUAUUUCGACGCGGCCUGCGACUUCCGCCGUGACCAGAUCCGCCUGGGCCAGGCCAACGAACCUCUGUUCAUCGAGGCUUUCUUGGCAGGCUGCGACAACAAUCUGUACCGCCGGCGCUUGACGCACGCCCUGCGCAAGCACGGCUGGUACUGGACCUGGCUCACGCACGAGGUGCAAUACCUCGUCCUGGAGCAGGAGUACAUGGACAAGCAGAACUAUGCCUUGGACCAUGUCAUGUCUGACGGUUCCUUCAUGUGGCCGGACGGCGAGAGCAAGCACCGGAUCGUCUUCCUGCCUCCCAUCACUGAGGAGGACCUGACAGACUCGGAUGCAGAGCCUGAUGAGAAGUGA